AUGACGAUAGGUUCUCUGAUCAGAGACCAGUGGUUGUUCACUGUCGGAGGAGCCUUCAGCUGCAAGCUUGCUGCCUUUCUUGACAACACUGUCAUAGGCUGCAGUGUAUGGUUCCUGGCUCUCAGUUCCUUUGAUAGAUACGUCUAUAUCUGCAGACCACUCAGAUAUUCCACUAUCAUGACCACUUUACGGAUGAGAUGUUCUGCCACGUUUGUAUGGGCCAGCUCCCUGGUGCUGUCCUGUAUGCCACUCAUGUUCUGGGGGAAGUACAGCUACUCGGUUCACUCCUACAACUGUGGACUCAGCUUUGGAGACGGCGUCCACAAGUACUAUUUCCUGUUUUACGCGGUGACAGUGAUUCUGAUACCGGUUACCUUCACCGUCUUCAACUUCACCGGGAUCCUCAUCGACCUUAACUCUUCGUCUCUAGGAGAUGGGAGGAAGAUGCUCGACUCUAAUAAGGGUGCUAUCUUAACCCUAUUAGUGCUGACUCUAGCGUUUGUUAUUUGCUCUCUUCCUCUCUUCGUGACAGCCAUCAUCCUGUGGUUUGAUCCUACCAAGGCUGAGAACGUCCCUCCUGAAAUAAGCAUAGCAUUCCACUGGAUGUUAUACAUGAACAGUGCGGUGAACCCUCUCCUCUACGGACUGUUCAACCCCAAACUGAGGAACCACUACAUUAGUAUUCUGACAUGCAAGGACAAGAACAAAGUUUCCUGGGUUCAGUCGAUAAGAAGGCCAAAGAAGAAGAAACACAUGAAACUGGUUAUAGCUGAGCCUCCAACAGUGAUAAACGGUACACAUGGUAUAAACGGGAACAACAACGCUCCAAGGACCGCUAAACCCCAUCAGACCAACAACAAAGUUGGAGUCAUAGAUGUUAAUUGUGAGCAGUGAGUGUGUUUAUUUUGGGGUUACUUUACUCAUUAAUGAGGCAGUUAUAUCAUGUAAGGAUUCUCGAAUAAUUGCUGAUGCGUAUAUAUAUUCGAAAAUUACAAAGAAACUUGAGAAUUUGGAUGAGCAAUAAAUUAAGAGACGUUAUUAAGCAUGUUUUCAAGUGAUGCACACAUCAAACUAUACUAAUUAAUGUUUUAAAACUAGGCAAUGAAUAUUGAACUAGAUAAAUAUUGAAACUAGAUAAAUAUUGAAAUAUUGAACUAACAAAUAUCGUGAAGAGUCUGUGUUUAAUAAUAAAUUACAAUUUAUGGUGUGUUACUGUUAAUCUCAAAUAUUUGUCAGUUAUAUUUUUAAAUCUCGAGCAUAAUAUCGGUGUAGAUAAUAUAACAAAGGUUUGUUUAAAAUGGAAUAAUUUCGCCUAUUGUUUUUAAUUAAAAUAUGUAUAACUAUAACUGAUAAGGUUUAGCGUUAAAUUUGAUUUUACAACAAAACAUUGCAUCUUUGGUGUUAAAAAAGGUUAUGUUUUAAACAUUUUUGGCGCCACCCAGUUAUUAGAACACUGAAAUAAUUUUCGCGAUAUGUUUUAUUAUUAUAAUUAUAUUACUUUCGUAUGUACUGUUAUAUCAGAUACUGUAUUUUAAUUGAAAAAAAAGUUGUUUCAUUGUGCAAAAUUAUAAAAUUAGACACAUUUUAAAUCACAAUUAAAAUGCGGGUAUUUUGUGUUCAUGUUGAAUAAAACACAAUUAAAAUGCGGGUAUCUUCUGUUCAUGUUGAAUAAAAGAUACCCGCAUAAAACAGUGAUCGGUUUCAGGUUUAUACUUUUAUAAUUAUAGCUCACGCUCUGCAGCUUCAAAUAUGACUUAAACUACAUAUUCUCUGUAAGAUAUAACU
Molecule: messenger RNA, 1785 nt
Organism: Bolinopsis microptera
Lineage: Eukaryota; Metazoa; Ctenophora; Tentaculata; Lobata; Bolinopsidae
Product: melatonin receptor type 1A-like
Exons: 7
Coding region: 1-894 (297 amino acids)
Biological process (GO): G protein-coupled receptor signaling pathway
Cellular component (GO): plasma membrane
Molecular function (GO): G protein-coupled receptor activity
Source: RefSeq, a predicted model, not a curated record